CAACUGACAAAGACCUGGUUUAAACCACUUUUUUACCAGUAUAACUGAUGGUUAAGGAGGGAAUGGGGGAUAUUAUAACCAAUAUAGUUAUACUGCUACAGCCCCUCAGUGUGGAUCCAUUUAUACUGGUAUAAUCAUAUCCACGUUCAGGGGAUUGUGCAACUUUACUGCUUAGCUAUACCAGUAUAGUUAGUUGUUUUGUUGUUGACCCCCCAAUGAAGUAUGCUGUACAGUGACAAAAGAGAGGAAUGGAGUGAAAAGGGGAAUUGAGGCUCGUUUGAUGCCAGGAAAGAUGCAAAAAGCAGAAUGCUUUGGAUUUGGAUGAAGGAUAACUUUUGCACUAGGAGUGAUGCCUAAUCAGAAAUGUGGCGGGGAGAAUGAUGGUGAGGACUUCGACCAGGACUGGAAACCCCCAGAUAAUGAGCUGAUCCAGAAGCUUAUAACACAGGUUGAAUAUUAUUUCUCAGAUGAGAAUCUUGAGAAAGAUGCCUUCCUCUUAAAGCAUGUGAGAAGAAAUAAGAUGGGCUAUGUCAGUGUUAAGCUACUCACUUCUUUCAAAAAGGUAAAACAUCUUACCAGAGACUGGAGAAUCACAGCCUAUGCCUUGAAGUAUUCAGACAUUCUUGAGCUGAAUGAAGAUAGCAGAAAGGUUAGAAGAAAUACCCCAGUUCCAGUGUUUGCCAGUGAGACCCUGCCUAGCAAGAUGCUGCUUGUGUAUGAUAUCCACUUAAUUUCUGAGCUACAGGUUCUGAGCCAGGAUCAAGAAAAUGGAUGCAUGCAAGAAAAGAUGAUGGAGCAUCUUCUCAAGACCUUUGUUACUUUUGGUGUAAUCUCAUCAGUUCGCAUUCUCAAACCUGGUAAGGAUCUUCCACCUGAUGUCAAGAGAUUCAGUAAUCGAUACACCCAAGUUGGAACAAAGGAAUGUGCAAUAAUAGAGUUUGAAGAAAUAGAUGCAGCAAUUAAAGCUCAUGAAAUCAUGUGUAUUGAAAAGAAUAAUGAAAUUGGCAUGAAAGUUACCCUGAUAGGUAUGAAGCCUCCAAAGAAAAAAACUGUGAAAGAAAAGAACCAUGAUGAAGAUCCCAGCAAGUCUCUCAACAAAAUUAAAUCCCUGAAUAAGAGAGUUGAGGAACUUCAGUAUGUUGGGGAUGAAUCAUCAGCAAACAGCUCUUCUGAUCCAGAGAGUAAUCCUACAUCUCCACUGUCUGGUCGCAAGACUAAUACUUCCAGCAAAUUGAGCCCUACCACCUAUCAGAACAAUCACCUGAGCCCUAAUGUUUCACCUAGGUCAAGCCCCUGGAAUAGCCCAUCUUCUCUGCGCAAAGUGUCCAAGAAGUCUCCGCUUGCUGAAGAUGGCAAACUUAACCCUAGCACUAGCCCUGAAAUCUCAAGGAAAUGUGCAGAUUACUCUUCAGAUAGUAGUAUUACUCCUUCUAGUAGCCCCUGGGUUCAGAGGAGAAGACAAGCUCAAACUGUAACGCAAGAACAAAGUCCAGCAAGUAGCCCAAUGCUUGCCCGGAAAAUACAAAAUGCAGAUGGGUUACCUGUAGGAGUAUUGCGGUUACCCAAAGGUCCUGAUGGUACUAAGGGAUUCCAUGGAUGCGAAAGGAAUAAACCUAUGAAGAAUGAAUAAAUCUUGGGUAUUUUUCUUUUAAAACAAGUUUCACAAAUCAAUUUUUUUGUUCAAGCCUGGUAAAAAGACUAGCACUUAAGUGACUAAAUGAAGUCAGUAUUUAAUUUUUAAAGGUUUUGUAUUCAUGUAGAGACUCGCUUGUAUUUGCACUUAAUCUGCAUUAUUUUUAUAUUUUUUUUUGUUUGAGAGCUGAACAUUGAAGUGUUACUUUUUUUAUGCCAGGUAUUUAAAACAAUUUAUGUAACUGCAUAUUUGUGCAAAGCUAUGAUUCUGAACAGCAAUGUGUAAACACUUGAUAAUACUUAGCUGUUGUACCAUAGCAUUUCAAAGCAAUACGUCACCACUCUGUUUACUAAGAGGUUUGAAGGUUUCCUAUUUUAGUAUGUUGAAAGGAACACUAAGCUGUAAUGUCAUGUCAGACACUUCGCUAAACUUGUUUGCUUAAACUUCCAAAGAUGCUAUAUAAUAGGACCAAACUGUGUGUAUUUUCUGUGAUGUGAAUAAAAAAUGCUGAGUAA
Dermochelys coriacea (leatherback sea turtle) is the source of this 2148-nucleotide messenger RNA. RefSeq names its product La ribonucleoprotein 6, translational regulator (gene LARP6). The record is from RefSeq and is a predicted model, not a curated record. The coding region runs from base 350 to 1630 and encodes 426 amino acids. NCBI's taxonomy places the organism in Eukaryota, Metazoa, Chordata, Testudines, Dermochelyidae. Gene Ontology annotation, cellular component: nucleus. Gene Ontology annotation, biological process: RNA processing. The transcript has 3 exons. Gene Ontology annotation, molecular function: mRNA binding.